AUGUCGAUCGCCUCAAGUCUCUACGGUAUCACUGGUACCAUCUACUCCAACCUCUUCAUCAGCCUCCCAUACCCCGAAACAAAGGAUGACUUGUCAGACAAAAUCAUGAUCGUCACUGGGUCCAACACUGGUCUUGGCUUUGAGGCUAGCCAACAUCUUCUCCGCCUUGGAGUUGGUAAACUCAUCAUGGCCGUUCGUAGCCUUGACAAGGGCGAAGCAGCACGAAAGGAGCUGCUCCAGUUGACGAAGAGAGCUCCAGAGUCAGUCGAAGUUUGGCAUCUUGAUAUGGCGAGCUACGAAUCUGUCAAGUCUUUUUCGGCUCGGGCUAUGGCUGAGUUGCCUACCAUUGAUGUUGUACUAGCCAAUGCUGGCCUUGCAACUUCUUUCAAGUUCUCAACGGCUGAGGAUAACGAGAGAACAAUUACAGUCAACGUCAUCUCAACUUUUCUCCUCUUCUUUCUUCUUCUACCCAAACUUCAGCAGUCUUCGUACCCCGGCAAAUUCGUCAUUCCCAACUCAGCUACACACUACUGGGCUCCCAUCAAAGAGCUAAAACCCGAUGAGAAGGCGGGAAAGAUCUUCUCGAGACUCAACGACCCCGAAAACUCCAUCAUGGAAUCUCGAUACUACGUCAGCAAGCUUAUAGUGCUUUACAUCACUCGCGAGAUCGCAUCUCGUCUCAAGACCACAGAGCAGUCCAAUGUGAUCAUUAACGCGCCAAAUCCAAGCUACUGCAAAUCAGGUCUUAUGCGAGAGAAGCAAGAUGUCGCACCGCCUGACUUUCUGGCUCGCUCAACGGAAAUGGGAAGUCGCGCGCUUGUCACUGGAGUCUUGGCUGGUCAGGAAAGCAAUGGGCAGUAUAUGAAUAAUUGUCAGGUUCGCGAUCCUGCUUGUCAUGUCACGAACAAGACUGGAGCAAAGAUCCAGGCUGCGCUGUAUGAGGAGUUGUUAGAGAAGCUGGAGAACAUCGCUCCAGGAGUUGCGAAGAACAUUUAG
Molecule: messenger RNA, 996 nt
Organism: Fusarium subglutinans
Lineage: Eukaryota; Fungi; Ascomycota; Sordariomycetes; Hypocreales; Nectriaceae
Product: light induced alcohol dehydrogenase Bli-4
Exons: 2
Coding region: 1-996 (331 amino acids)
Source: RefSeq, a predicted model, not a curated record